Messenger RNA from Cornus florida, 5026 nucleotides. Its product is annotated as protein TRAUCO. Gene Ontology annotation, molecular function: protein binding; transcription cis-regulatory region binding. The record is from RefSeq and is a predicted model, not a curated record. The transcript is spliced from 3 exons. Gene Ontology annotation, cellular component: Set1C/COMPASS complex. Lineage: Eukaryota; Viridiplantae; Streptophyta; Magnoliopsida; Cornales; Cornaceae. The coding region runs from base 152 to 1507 and encodes 451 amino acids.
CGACGCUACCAAGAGGCAAGAACACACCAAUCUAGAAUGACGAUUUCAGUUUACAUACCCUAAACAAAACCUUCCCUCCAAUUCUUUCUUUCUCUCUCUCUAAAUCUAUCUAUAUAUAUACAUAUAUAUUUGCUCACUCUCUCUCUAAGCAAUGGACACCAUUCAGGCCACUUACAGAACCGACGAGGACGAUUCUUCCAACAACACCACCAACGGUAACAAUGGCGUUGCCGAUUCAACCCUAGCCACCACCACCGACGGUGUCGCCGCCACAACUCCUGAUACGGAGACCGAACAUCUAGAUGAAAUCAAGGAGGAACCCAUUGCCUCCGAAGACCUAUCCGACGACGAGAUCUCUGAGAAGGACCUCAAAAAAUCACCCAACUUUAAGGAAAUCUCCGAUGACGACGACGAUGACGAAGACGACCCUCCGCCGAAGAAACAGAAGCAACUCUCGUCGUUGACACCACAAGCACCAGGAAAACAACUACCCUCAAAAGCAGAGCGAUUGGCCGUUGAAGCAGUAACACCCACUCCACCACAAUCCGCAAGAACGAGAAUUUCUGCAACCACAACGACGACGAUGAAGAAAUCGAAGAAGAAGAACAACAAUGUAUGGACGAAACCGACUUCGAGGAAAGGCAAAAAGAAAACCAAGAACAAUAAUACCCACAAUGCACAAACUGCUGAGGACAGAGUGUUAAUCACCCCUAUCCCGCGAUUCCCCGACAAAACUGAUGACACCCCAGAGAUGCAAAUCUGUCUUUCGAAGGUGUACAAAGCUGAGAAAGUUGAAUUGAGCGAUGACAGAUUGAGUGCUGGUAGUACAAAAGGGUACAGAAUGGUGAGGGCCACAAGAGGGGUUGUGGAGGGUGCUUGGUACUUUGAAAUUAGGGUUGUGAAGUUGGGGGAGACGGGGCAUACGAGGCUCGGGUGGUCGAAUGAGAAAGGGGACUUGCAGGCACCGGUUGGGUAUGAUGCCAAUAGUUUUGGGUAUAGGGAUAUUGAUGGAAGUAAGAUACAUAAGGCUUUGAGAGAGAAGUAUGGGGAGGAAGGGUAUGUGGAAGGUGAUGUUAUUGGGUUCUACAUUAACUUGCCAGAAGGAAGCUCCUUUGCGCCGAAACCUCCUCAAUUGGUUUGGUAUAAGGGCCAGAGGUAUGUUUGUGCCGCUGAUCCGAAGGAAGAUCCUCUUAAAGUAGUUCCUGGAAGCGAGAUAUCUUUCUAUAAAAAUGGGAUAUGCCAAGGGGUUGCUUUCCAGGAUCUGUAUGGUGGCCGUUACUACCCUGCUGCUUCAAUGUAUACGCUUCCAAAUCAACCCAAUUGCGUCGUGAAGUUCAACUUUGGCCCUGAUUUUGAGUUCUUUCCUGAAGACUUCGGCAACCGACCUGUCCCCAGACCCAUGAUUGAAGUUCCAUAUCAUGGCUAUGACAACAAAGUUGAGAAUGGUAUUUCAUGCGUUUCCACUGGAAUGUACCCUAUGCUGAAAGUGGUAAAAGAGCAACACUGAAAUUGGGAAGCUCCAGGAGUGAUCAGUUAAGCAUAAGAAAAAACUCAGGUUGGUUUAUUGCAUUUCAAAGCAAUAGUCUGUAGAGAGAUAUAUUUCUUUCUAUUCUGCCUUUUCUUAGUGUGGUUGUGGAAUGCUUAGUGGGUAAAUAUGCUCUAGGUUCACAAGGCAACAGGUACUGUAUGUGUAGAAAAUUUUAUACUGUUUUAAUCAAUCAUUAUCUUUAGCAUUGGAUCUCUUUCACCUAUUUUUUAACUAAUUAGUGUUGAAAGUUACAAACCUUGUGUCAUGUGAGUGAGUGGCCCAAACUCUACUCUCUUUGUUUCAUAGUUUUAAACGAUUUAAAGCAUUAAGACAUGAUAAGAGAAUUACCUUAACAGACCUAAUCUCAAGUCAUCUGAAGCUCCUCGUACUCUGUGGUUAGAGGGUCUCUGGGAACAUCUAUGGUUUGAGGUUGUCUGAAGCAUUGUCUUGGUGGGCAUAGGGAAUUCUUACUGUUAGAGUGUGGUGGUUAGAGAGAAUCCUUCAACAUGCCCACUCACGUGUGGCUUCUUUUGGUCCAACACGUGUUACAAUUUUAAUUAUCAAGGUGACAGAGAGGUGAGGUUUGAACACAAGUAAAAAUUGAAGAAAUUAGGGUUUGUAGAAGUAGAGAAGAAAAGUGAGAGAGAGAGAGUUCUGUGAAAGGUGAGUAAAAAAGUUAGGGUUUCCCACACCUCUCAUCUAUUAUAUUAAUUAGACAUAAGGACAAUAGUGCCCCUGAUAAAUAAAAGAAAUAACAACCACACUCUUUCACUCGCUGUUAAUGCCUUGUCUCAGUUUCUAGUGAGACUCAACAAUGUGCUACAAAUAUAUAAAACAUAGGUUUUUUUUCCUAGUUGAAACUCCUAAUGGGACUUCAACUCUGGACCUUCCAUUGAGAAGGUGAGGGAGUACCACAAGGCAAUAGCCCUUGGCAAUAUAAAACACUUUUUUAAAUACAUAUAAAUAGUCUAGAAGGUCACGCAUAAGUUUAUUACAAGACUAGUCCAUGCAUAUUACUUCUAAAAUGAUAAAUACUUCAAAAAUACAUUUAUACUUUCUCCAUUUCGAAAAGGGAUGGCACUUUGCCCCCUCCCCAUUGGUCUCCCCCCUAAUGGGAUAGGUAUGGGUAGGGGUGCACACGGUUCGAAAUAGACUAGUUUAGAAGUAUUUUCGAACCAAACCGGUCCUAACAGUUUUAUAAAAAUUGGAACCGUACCAAAUCGUGAAACCAAUGGAACUGAACCAUGAGGGAACAGUCCAAUUCAGUUCAGUUCGGUUUUGUGCUAAAAUGAAAUAUAAUAUAAUAUUCUAUUAUAUAAUAUAUAUUAUAUAUAGCGCUUCAGUUCGAUUUGGUUUGUACCUAUAGGAUCUCAAACCGGAAUCGAACUGUUUAUAAAUGGUUCCAUAUUUUUUGAACCAGGACUAAACCAAAUCGUGAAAAAAUGGAUCAAAUCGACCUGCCAGUUCGGUUUACCGAUUCAAUUGGUUUUUUUUUUUUUUUUUUUUGCACCCCCUGUUGUUAUGGGGGUAGUUUAAACAGGAUGGAGCGGUGAUGGGCAAAUAAAAAUAAUCUGCACGGAUGGGGCAGGUCUGGGAAGUGGUCGCCCAUCCCACCGUGCCCCAUUUAUGUAUUAUAUAUAUAUAUGAUAAUAUCUUUUAUUUUUAUGGGUUAAGUGCAAAAAAUCUCGUUACCAUAUAAAAGAUGUGCAAGAAACCCCCCUGUUGUUUCAAUUUUUGCAAAUAAGAACAUUAUGUCAAUUUAGCAAUUGAAAUGUCUAAAAUACCCCCCAUAAAAGAAAUAAAAAAAUAAUAACGAAUAGACAAAAUGAUCUCUCUCCUUUAUUUCUCAACUUUUCAUUUUCUUAUCCCUCUCUUUUUGGCGACAUUUUUCCCGGUCACUUUCAUAUUUGCUAACAACCACCACCAGCAGAAGAGAGAGAGAGAGAGAGAGAGAGAGAUGAGCAAUGAACCAACGAGCAAGGCUCAACGCCGACGACGAGAGAAACCGACGGUGAAGCAAGGACUCAAUAGGACGGAACUGGCGGCGAAAUGAACUAUUCUUACCGGGGAGCAUGGAGUUUGGCGUUGAAAUGGGAGUAAACGGAUUGAACGAAAGGGCGGCUGUAGUGACUGUAGGAGUCGCGAUUUCGGCGAGCAUGGAUCGACUGUGAGCAAACAACUUACCGGCGACGAAUGGCAGGCCUAGGCUGAUGUUGGCGAUGAACUUGCAAGCAAGGAGUAUUGCGUGGCGGUAACGGAGAUAUUGCACCGGCGACGAGCAAGGAGUACUCGGCAAGAAGUGGGUCUUCUGAAUUGAACCGGUGACGAUGCAAGGAGGUUGGCGCUUACCGAUGGGCAAUGAUGAGUUGUAGGAAGCUUGGAGAAAACAAGGCUGACGGCGAUGCAUAGAGCUUCCACACCAGCGAGCAGUGGCAGCUUGGAAUGCCGGUGGGCAACUACUCGGUGAGCACAAUGAGCUUGGAGUCUUGGUACUUGCCAGCAAUGCAAGGAUUGAGCUUGGAUAACGAUGUUGAACUUUGAUUCAGCUCGGAGCUUCUCCGGUCUGUUUGAUGCACUUGGGUCGUUGUUUUGCUCAAAGCUUCACGCAGUUCAAAUUGCUGAACUUGGGUCUUUUGUUGCUCGCUGGAAAUGGUGUUUACCGGCACCGUGAUGAGUGGAUAGAGAUGGUUUGAAGAGAGAGAAAUGAUAGAGAAAAAAAAUAAAAUAAAAUUCUUGCUAGGGAGGGUAUUUUGGGAUUUUUAUUAAAAAAAAAAUUGGUCAAAAUUGAUGAUUGGGGGCAAUUUGCUCAAAAGAUUGAUAAUACAGGGAGUUAUAUGCACUUUUUCCCCCCCUUCUAAUGGGGAGUUUCUUGCACACAUUGUAUAUAGUGAAGGUUUUUUUUGCACCUGACCCAAAUUUUAUUUUAUUAUUAACAUGUAUUAAAUACAUUUUAAACGGUUCCAUGUUUUUUGGAACCGGGAUCAAGCCAAAUCGUGAAAAAAUUGGACCACACCGGCCGGUCCAGUUUAUACGUUAAACCGGCUUUUUGCACACCUCUAGAUAUUAGGGUAGUUUAAAUGUGAUGGAGCGGCAAUGGGUAAAGAAAAAUAAUCUGCACCGAUAGGGCAAGUCUGUGAAGGGGUCUCCCAUCCCACCUUGUCCCAUUUAUGUAUUAAAUAUAUGGUAAUUUAUUUCAUUUUUAUUUUAUUACUAAAAUCUAUUAAAUACAUACAUAUAUAUUUUUUCCGAGUGAGUACACACAUAAUUUAAAUCCAUAAUUGUGUUCUCAUAUGUAUUUAUUCAUCAAUUGUGCUACACUACUUCUAUUCUUAGAUUCUCUAUUAUUUCCACUCUUUUUGGUUGGGUUUCAGGAAGAGAUUAUAGAUCUUUAGAGAAUAUUGUUAAUUUUUUGGCCUUGUGUUGUUCUAUUGGGAUGCGCUCCCCUUUUGAGCACUUUUUAUACAUCUUUACUUAUCAAAAAAAAAAAAAAAAAAAUUG